Williopsis jadinii is the source of this 1083-nucleotide messenger RNA. RefSeq lists its product as uncharacterized. The record is from RefSeq and is a predicted model, not a curated record. Lineage: Eukaryota; Fungi; Ascomycota; Saccharomycetes; Phaffomycetales; Wickerhamomycetaceae. The coding region runs from base 19 to 1083 and encodes 354 amino acids. The transcript has a single exon.
GAAAAACAGAUAAGCAAGAUGAAAUUAUCUCCAUUGUACCUUUUAUCAUACGCAGCCUUAUUGAUCAAGGCCAAUGCUUUUGCGCUUGCUAAUGCUAAAGCUGAUGCUGAAGCAGCUGCUUUGGCUUUGGCAGACCCAAAUGCUAUACCAUGGGCUGAUGCUGUUCCAGAGGCAGCAGCAGCAGCUGCUGCUUUUGCUGAGGCCUACGCUGAAGCUGAAGCCAUCUCACAUCCUGAUCCACAUGCCUAUGCUCUGGCUGCCUCUGAAGAUCAAUGUGCCUCCUUCAGUUGUCAUGCUGCAUGUGGAUAUAUGAUUCUUAAUGGUGCUGCUUGCUCUCUCAAUGAGACUGACACUUACUCUGGUCCUCACAACUUGACAUGUCUUUGUGCUGAAGAUGGUAAUUUCAUGGGACGUUAUCCAUCUUGUAUGGAGUGUGGUUGGACCUUGUGGAAGUACUAUGGUCCUUAUGUCUCAGAGGCAUUGGAGGCAUGCUCUACACUUUCGACUGAACCAACUGGUACUUUGAGAUGCUCAACGACUUUAACAGACUCGUACACAAGAGAUCCUAACGCUGGUUGUGCUUAUGGAGGUACAUGUAUUGAGGAGGAGGCUACUGAAGGUGGAAACUCCACAGUGUCUAGUGAUGUUGCAGCAAUAGCUGUGACUGCAACUGAUUCGGACAGCGAUGAUGCUGUUAUCACUAGUACCAAUUCUGACAAUGCCUCAGCCUCAACAGAAUCUGAUGAGAGUGAGGGAGAGCUCGAGGAAGAAAGCAACAGUGAGGAUGAAGAGAACAGUAACAGUCAGGAUGAAGAGAACAGUAACAGCCAAAAUGAAGAGAACAGUAACAGUGACAGUGACACUGCAAAUUCUUCUACUACAGACUCUGAGGCUUCUGGUACAGCAGAUGCAGCUGGUGCCAACGUCUCCGGCGAGGCAAGCGGUUCAGCUACCGAGCUCACCACUACUACUGAAUCUAAUUCUGAAGCAAACAGUGAAUCAGCUUCUUCAGUCAACGGAGCAUCAAUCUUAGCAGCUGGAAGCUCUUUCAUGGGUAUAAUUGCUUUGGCUUUGUUUAUUUGA